AGGAGGCAGGUGGCCCAGACACUCCGCCUGGCCCAGGACGUACAGACCUCUGUGUGCCGGGAGCAGGACCUUCCUUUGCCUUUGCCCGUGUGAGCAGAGCCCCCCCCCCCAGGAUGGAGCCAAGGCAGUCAGCAGCAGCCGUGGGCCAGCCUGCCCCCACCGCCCUGCCCCUCGAGACCCCUGCAGCAGCAAAGGCAGGCGCAGGCACCAGGAGCAUUGCAGGGGUGUACGUGGAGGCCUCUUCCAAGACCACGAGUCUCUUCGAAGCCGUGCAGGAGCACCUCCUCCAGCCUGACCUUGCACUAGCCCUCCUGGAGGCCCAGGCGGCCACUGGUGGCAUCGUUGACUACGGGAGAAAGCAGCUGGUUUCUGUGGCAGAGGCACUGAGGAUGGAACUAAUAGGUCUGGAGAUGAAGGAAAAGCUCUUGUCUGCUGAGCGGGCAAGAACGGGCUUUGAAGACCCCUACACAGAAGAGAAGAUCUCGCUCUUCCAAGCCAUCCAAAAAGAGCUAAUUGGAAAGGAACAGGGCUUGAAGCUCCUAGGUGCCCAGGUAGCCACAGGAGGCAUCAUUGAGCCCAGCAGUGGCCACCGGGUCUCUCUCCAAGAAGCCUGUGAGCGCGGCUACCUGAGCGAGGAACUGAAGAGCUCCCUUUGUGACCCUGGGAAUGUGGCGGCCAGGGGCUUCUUGGACCCGAACAGCAACGAGAAGGUCACCUACAUGGAACUUAUGAGGAGGUGCAUAGCAGACCCGGCCACUGGCUGGUUCGUGCUGCCCCUGAAAAUCUCUUUUCCAGGCCUGAGAGGGGCUGUGUGCAGCCAUGAGCUUCUGGAUUCUGGAAUCAUUGAUCCUGCCCUCUUCAAAGCCCUCCAUAAUGCGGAGAUCACAGCAGAGGAAGUUGCUGAGAUGGACUCUGUUCAGCAGUACCUCUCAGGAACAGGAAGCGUAGCGGGCGUGGCCGUGCUGGAAACCAACGAGUGUCGGGGCCUUUACCAGGCUUUGAGGGAGCACCUCCUCCUGCCAGGCACAGCCGUGGUCCUCCUGCAGGCUCAAGCGGCAACAGGCUCCUUGAUUGACCCGGUAAGCAAUGAGAAGUUCUUGGCUGAUGCUGCCGUCCAGGCAGGAGUGGUCGGACCCGAACUUCAUGAGAAAUUGUCUGCAGCAGAAAGAGCGGUCACAGGGUACAAAGACCCCUACACUGGGGGGAGCGUCUCUCUGUUUCAAGCCAUCCAGAAGGGCCUUGUUCCCAGGGAUCCUGGCAUUUUCCUGCUGGAUGCCCAGCUUGCAACUGGUGGCAUCAUCGACCCACACACACAUCACCGGCUUCCUGUGGAGGUGGCCUGCCAACGGGGCCUCCUGGACAGGGACACACAUGCCCUCCUCUGCAAUCCCACAGAUGGCAUCCGGGGGUUCUUUGAGCCCAACUCCAAGGAGGCCUUGUCCUAUGCAGAACUGCUGUUCAGAUGUGUCACAGAUCCAGACACAGGGCUCUUCCUCUUGCCACUUUCUGGAGACCCCAGUGGGGCACAUUCCUUCAUUGACCACAGCACGCGGUUGGCUCUAAAGAACACGGAUGUGCCCGGGGUCGGGGGCAAGUUUAAGGGGAAACAAGCCUCCCUCUGGAAGCUCCUCUUCUCAGACUACUUCACAGGCCAGCAGAGGCGAUCUCUCAUCCAGCAGUUCCGCUCGGGGGGCCUUUCCAUUCAGCAGCUGGCCGGCACAGUCCGCGACACCAUCCAGCAAGUGGCUGCCAAUUCCGAGGUCACAUUCGAAGGUCUCCGGGAAAAGGUGACCCCUGCCCAGCUCCUGAGUUCCAAAAUCAUCAACCAAGAUUUGUUUGAGAAGCUAACUCAGGGGGAGACAUUGGCCAAAGAUGUCGUUAACAUGGGCACAGUCAAAAAGUACCUGGAAGGAACCAGCAGCAUCAGCGGCUUACUCCUGCCUGACUCAGAGGAGAGAAUCAGCAUCUACCAAGCCAGGAGGAAGGGCUUUCUGCGGCCAGGAACAUCCCUCAUUCUCCUCGAGGCUCAGGCCGCAACGGGAUACGUCAUUGACCCUGCCGCCAACAAGAAAUAUUCAGUGGACGAGGCCCUGCGUGCAAAUCUCAUUGGCCCAGACGUUUAUGACAAGCUCCUGGUUGCUGAGAAAGCCGUCACUGGCUACAGGGACCCAUACACUGGCAACAAGAUCUCCCUCUUCCAGGCCAUGAUGGAGGACCUCAUUGUCAAGGAGCACGGCAUCCGCCUCCUGGAAGCCCAGAUUGCCACCGGGGGCAUCAUCGACCCGGUCAACAGCCACCGCCUCCCCGUGGAGGUUGCAUACAAGCGGGGCUACUUUGACAAAAAGAUGAACCUGAUCCUUUCGGACCCCAGUGAUGACACCAAGGGCUUCUUUGAUCCCAACACCCAUGAGAACCUGACCUACCUGCAGCUGAAGGAGAAGUGCCUCACGGACAGCUCCACCGGUCUCUGCCUCCUGCCACUGAACAGCAAAAAACGCCAGUUCAUUGACAAUCCCUCCAAGCAGGCUUUUCGGAGCUCGUGGCUCUUUGUAAAAUACGGGCGCUUCCAAGGGCAAAGGGUGUCCAUUUGGGAUCUGCUGAACUCCGAGUACUUCAGUGAGGGAAGGAGACGGGAAAUAUUCAAUCACUACCGCCUGCACAUGGUCACCCUCGAACAAAUCCGACUCAUGCUGGAGGAGGAGAUGAAGAAAUGGGCCCGCAUAAAAUUCCCAGCCAUGAGGGGCCAUGUCACGGCCUAUCACCUGGUGGAAUCUGGUAUCCUUGACCGGGACCUUUUUGAAAGGUUGCUGGAGGGAGCAGUGAGCCCAGAAGAGGUGCUGCGCAUGGAUUCCGUGAGGAAAUACCUCUAUGGCACUGGCAGCAUUGGGGGGAUUGUGCUGCAGCCCUCCAAUGAGAAAGUGGGCCUCUAUGAAGCCAUGAAGAGGAACAUUGUGCUGCCAGGUGUGGUGCUACCCUUGCUCGAGGCGCAGGCAGCCACUGGGUUCAUCGUUGAUCCGGUGAAGAGCCAGAAACUCUGCCUCGAUGAGGCUGUGAGGGGUGGCCUCGUUGGUCCAGAGCUCUACGACAAGCUACAGCGUGCAGAAGAAGCUGUCACUGGCUACAAAGACCCUUUCACAGGCAAGAAGAUCUCACUCUUCCAAGCCAUGAAAAAGGGCCUGGUGGAUGAGAAGCAGGCCGUGCGGCUGUUAGAUGCUCAGCUGUCCACUGGGGGAGUAAUUGAUCCUCACAGGGGCCACUACGUCCCAGUAGAAUUUGCCCAGAAAAAAGGCUACUUAGAUGAGAACCUCAGCAACAUACUUGCAAACUCAGGUGAUGACAUCAAAACUUUUAGCACUCUUGACAGCCAAGAGAACGUGACCUACAGCCAGCUGAUCGGUCGGUGUCAAGAGGACAAGGGGUCAGGCUUCCGCUUGCUGCCUCUGUCACAAACAGCCUCUCUUGUCUACACAGAUGAGCAAAUCGAACGUCUGUUCAGGGAUACCCUAGUGAAGGAAAAGGGACUGACUCUCUGGGAGCUCCUGAACUCCGGCUACUUCACCGAAGAGCAGAGAAGAGAUUUCUCUGAGAAGUUUAGGUCGGAGGCAAUAUCACUCCAGCAAUUGAUCAGCCUUGUUUUAGGACUCAUUAAGGAAACAGAAAUGAAGGUUCAAACCCAGGUCACCUUCCGAGGCUUGAGAGGAGCAGUGCCUGCUGUCUGGCUCCUGGACAACGGCAUCAUUUCAGAGAAGACAUUCACAGAGCUAGUGCAGGGCACCAAGACGGCUGAAGAAGUGUCCGAGAUGGAGGGUGUAAAGAAAUAUUUGCAGGGUACUGGGAGCAUUGCUGGAGUUUACGUUCAAGCCUCCAAAGAGAAAAUGGGCAUAUACCAAGCAAUGCAGAAGAACUUCCUCCUGCCAAGCAUGGGGGCAAGGCUUCUGGAAGCCCAGGCAGCAACCGGUUCCAUCAUGGACCUGGGAUCAAACCAGAGGCUGGGAGUCGAGGAGGCCAUCAAAGCUGGUGUUGUGGGUAAAGAACUUACAGAGCAGCUGUUGCAGGCGGAGAGGGCACUGACUGGCUAUAGAGACCCUUAUUCCGGAAGGACCAUCUCCGUGGGCCAGGCCAUCAAGAAGGAGCUGGUCCCUGCUGCUGCUGGCAUCCCCUUGCUGGAGGCUCAGCUGGCCACGGGAGGGGUCAUCGAUCCCACCCACCACCAUCACCUUCCUCUCCAUGCUGCCUACAAGCACGGUUUCUAUGACGAAGAAAUGCACACGGCUGUUUCUCAGCCCUCUGAGGACUCCCAUGUCUUCUGUGACCCCAACACCCAGGAGAGCCUGACUUACCAGCAGCUGAAGGACAGAUGCCGCCAGGACCCCGAAACAGGUCAGUUUCUGCUUCCUCUCUCAGAAGACGCUGCUGUCUAUGGGGACAAGCAAAUUAUAGAGGUGCUGAAAUCAGAAACCAUCUGUAUCAACACAGGACGGUUUAAAGGGCAAGCAGUUUCUAUCUGGGAUCUACUGAACUCUGAGUACAUCUCCAAGAGCAAGCGGAGAGAGCUGCUGAUGGCAUACAAAAAGGAGAAUGCUGAGGCACUUCGAGAAAUCGUCACGAUCAUCACCACGAUCAUUGGAGACACUGAAGCUCAAGGCAAGAGGUUCACCUUCAAGGGUCUGCGCAAGCAGGUGUCAGCCAGCGACCUUUUCCAGGCAGAGCUCAUAAGCAAGGAGACUCUGGACGAGCUUCACCAGGGAACAAAAACUGUCCAGGAAGUCACGGAGAUGGAUUCAGUCAGGCAGUUCCUAGAGGGCUGCAACUUCAUAGCUGGAGUCCUUACACAGCCAACCCACGAAAAGAUGAGCAUCUACCAGGCCAUGAGUCGGGGCCUUCUGAGACCAGGAACAGCCCUGGUGCUUCUGGAGGCACAGGCUGCCACAGGGUUUCUCAUUGACCCAGUGAAAAACAAGAAACUUUCAGUAGACGAAGGGAUGUCCACAGGAUUGAUUGGUAGAGAAAUUUAUGAGAAGCUGCUGAGCGCAGAAAGAGCCGUGACCGGAUACACAGACCCCUACACAAGAAAACAGAUCUCCCUUUUUGAAGCUAUGAACCAAGAGCUCAUUGUGAGAAGCCACGGCAUCCGCCUGCUGGAGGCCCAGAUUGCCACAGGGGGCAUCAUCGACCCGGUGCACAGUCACCGUAUCCCUGUGGAGGUAGCUUACAAGAGGGGCUACUUUGAUGAACAGAUGAACCAAGUCCUCUCAGACCCCACAGAUGACACCAAGGGCUUCUUUGACCCAAACACACACGAGAACCUGACUUACCUCCAGCUACUAGAACGAUGCAUCCAAGAUCCCAAAACUGGGCUGUAUAUGCUGCAAAUAGUUAAAAGGGGGGAAAGGUACUUCUACAUUGAUGAGACAACAAAACAAUUUCUGCAAGCACAAUUGAUCCAGAUGCACAUAGGGAGGUACAGAGGCCAGACUGUCUCCAUCUGGGACCUCCUCUGUUCCCCGUACAUCCACGAACAGAGAAAGAAAGACUUGGUAAGACAGUACAAGUGCGAAAUGCUGACAUUAGAGAAUCUUAUCAGCAUCAUCACCACGAUAAUAGAGGAAACUGAACAGACAGCCCAGAAACUAAAGUUUAAGGGCCUAAGAGGGGAGGUGUCAGCUGCAGACCUCUUCAAUUCAGAGAUAAUAGACAAGAAAACACUGGACAGACUCCAUCAUGGGGCUCAUGCUCUUCACCAGCUUAUCCAGAAUGAAUCUGUGAGACGAUACCUGGAGGGAACAGGCUGCAUAGCAGGGAUCUCUGUGCCAUCCAAAAAGGAAAAGAUGACUCUCUAUGAAGCCAUGAAGACAGGGCUUCUCUCCUCAGAACACGCUCUCGUGUUACUAGAGGCACAGGCAGCCACUGGUUUCAUCACUGACCCACGGAAGAAGAAAAGGUUCUCUGUGGACCAAGCAGUCUCUGCUGGAACUGUGGGUAAUGAGAUUCGUGAGCAGCUUCUUUUUGCAGAGAAAGCCGUUACCGGAUACACUGACCCUGCCACAGGGAACAAGCUUCCACUCUUCCAGGCUAUGAAGAAGAACAUAGUUGAGAAAGCCCAGGCUCUGAGGCUGCUGGAAGCCCAGAUUGCCACAGGUGGUAUCAUUGACCCUGAAUGUGGCCACCGCAUCCCUGUGGAGGUAGCUUACAAGCGUGGCUGUUUGGACGACGACACCCUGCUUCUGCUUUCUGAUCCAGAAUACGGCUUCAAAGGAUUCGUGGACCCCAACACACAUGAAAGGAUUACCUAUGCUCAGCUCCUGCAGAGAUGCAUCAAAGACAAAGGAACAGGGAUGUAUCACCUACAGAUGCUCAACAAAAGCAAAUAUUUCUAUGUAGAUGAAGCAAUAAAAAAUACUUUGUCUUCCUCCAAAGUGAAUAUAAAGAUUGGGAAAUAUGCAGGGCAAACUCUGUCUCUCUGGGAGCUUCUUUGUUCAGAUUAUAUUGAUGAAGAAAAGAGAAAAGAAUUGCUGAAAAAAUACAAGCAGGACUCUUCAGUUAUUCUGCAACACAUAACAAACGAAAUUCUGAGUAUCAUAGAGACAAAGGAAAGAAAUAGAACAGAUAUUUGGUUCCAAGGUUUGCGGCAACAUGUUACAGCAUCAGAAUUAUUCAAAGCUGACAUAAUAAGUAAGGACACAAUGAAAAAACUGGAAGAGGGAAGGAAGACGGUUGAAGAAGUGGCGAACAUGGAUUUGGUGAAGAGAUACCUGGAAGGCACCAGCUGCAUUGCCGGGGUGCUUGUGCCCCCCAAGUCAGACCCGUCCAAGACACACAAGAUGACCAUCUACGGAGCCAUGUGGAAGGGCAUCCUGAGGCCAGGCACUGCCUUGGUGCUGCUGGAGGCACAGGCCGCCACCGGCUUCAUCAUUGACCCGCUGAAGAACGAGAAACUCUCUGUGGAUGAUGCCAUCUCAGCCGGACUGGUGGGUGCCGAGCUGCAGGAGAAGCUUCUCUCCGCAGAGAGGGCCGUGACCGGGUACAAUGACCCCUACACAGGGAACAAAAUCUCCCUCUUCCAGGCCAUGAACAAAGGCCUCAUUGUCAAAGACCACGGCAUCCGCCUGCUGGAGGCCCAGAUUGCCACAGGAGGCAUCAUCGACCCCGUGCACAGUCACCGCCUCCCUGUGGAGGUUGCGUACAAGCGGGGCUACUUUGAUGAGGAAAUGAACCAGAUCCUCUCGGAUCCUACGGAUGACACCAAGGGCUUCUUCGAUCCCAACACUCAUGAAAACCUCACAUAUAUGCAACUUCUGCUCAGAUGUGUUCCUGAUCCGGAUACCGGCUUGUUGAUGCUUCCGUUGAUGGAAAAGGGAUCCUUAUUCUUCGCCCUCAGUGAGAACACACGGAAGUCUUUGCAGUCGGCCAAGACCACGGUUGACAUGGGGAUCUUCCAGGGCCAGGAGGUCUCCGUCUGGGACCUCCUCUUCUCCAAAUACAUCCCUCCGCACAAGAGACAGGAACUACUAAGGCAGUACAAAGUUGGCACAAUCACCCUGCAGGAGAUCACCAAAAUACUCAUCACCAUCGUCACCGAGAUCGAGGAAAGGAAUACCAGACACACCGAGUCUCCCCAACGAGCUCCCAGUCCACCCAAGCGGGAAUCUCUGAAGCAUGAUUCUAGCCAUCCACACCCGGAGGAAGCCUGGCAGAAGACCUUGAAGACCACCACCACCACUAUGCCUGCCGGAGAGCACCACGGUCAGCGAGUUUUUGUGUGGGAUCUGCUCUUCUCUGAUUACAUCUCUGAGGAAAAGAGGACAGAAUUGCUGGAGCUGUACAGGAGGGGGUUGCUACCGGUGGACAAGCUGAUAAAUGUCCUCACCACCCUCGUCACAAAAAAAGAAGCCACAAGUAGGAAACUUGACAUCAAAGUGAAAAACCCAGACCAAGAGAUGGAAGCACGUGAGGAAGCAUGUGGCAUUUCGCCCUCAGAACCAGAAACCUGGGAAACGUCCUUGCGGUCUCAUCACAUCCAAGUCUCCCCUGGCGGGUUGCAAGGCCAACAGCUAUCGCUGUGGGAUGCCCUCUUCUCCCAGUACGUCCCAGAGGGCCAAGGGGAAGAACUUCUGAGCAGCUUCCAAAACGGCACGCUGACCUUGGAGAAGCUCACAGAAAUCCUCACGUCCCUCUUCGCUGAGACCACGACCAGAGAGAGCACACAUCCCAGGGCCCCAGAAACGCCUGCACGUUCCAUGGGAUCUUUGGAGGAGGAGGAAGAACGGGAUGCUGACACAGCGGAAGGGGGAGAAAUGGAAAAGGCGUUGAAGGCCCGGAAGGUUGAAAUAACCGCUGGUGAAUUCCGUGGACGGAAGGUCUCUGUGUGGGAUCUGCUCCAUUCCAAGUACAUCCCCGCAGAGAAGAGGAAGGAGCUCCUGCACCUGUACAGGACUGGCAUUCUCACCAUCGACCAGAUGGAAACCGUGGUCACCGGCAUCAUAAACAGAACAGAGGAGGAGAAAACGGAAGAAGCAGCCUCCCACUCACACUCUCCGUCGUCCUGGGAAGAAUCCCUACGGAAUCACACCGUGGAGCUGCAUGUCGGGGAAUUCCAAGGCCAGGAAGCCUCCCUGUGGGAUCUCCUCUUCUCUCAAUACAUUUCCGAGAGCCAAAGAGAGGAGCUCUUAACAAUGUACCAGUCAGGAAUCCUGAGCAUUCAAGAUAUGAUCGCCACAGUGGCCUCCACCCUCGCAGGGAGAAAGGGAAGCCAUGUUCAAGACGCAACAAGCACUCUGUCCAGGGAGACGGCUCUGUCCCAGGCAGAUAGAAGUAUCCCAGCUCCACAGGAUGGAGAGCUGGAACAGGCCUUACGGAUGAUGACCAUCGAUGUGCCUGUGGGUGAAUUCGGAGGCAGCAAGCGUUCCGUCUGGGAGCUUCUCUUCUCCAAAUAUGUGACCCUACAGAAACGGCAAGAGCUCCUGGAGAUGUAUCGAUCAGCGGUUGUGACCAGCGAGGAGCUUAUCCGAAUAAUCACCACACUGAUUGAAGAAACAGAAGAGAAGAGCAACACGCUGAAGUUUCCGGGACUCAGAAGGCAAGUGACUGCCUCGGAACUCUUCAGCUCUGAAAUCAUUGAUCAGGACACAUUGUCUGACCUCACACGGGGCACCAAGACUGUAGAGGAGAUCACAGAAAUGGAUUCGGUGAAGAGGUACUUGGAAGGCACCAGCUGCAUUGCCGGGGUGCUUGUGCCCCCCAAGUCAGACCCGUCCAAGACACACAAGAUGACCAUCUACGAAGCCAUGUGGAAGGGCAUCCUGAGGCCAGGCACUGCCUUGGUGCUGCUGGAGGCACAGGCCGCCACCGGCUUCAUCAUUGACCCGCUGAAGAACGAGAAACUCUCUGUGGAUGACGCCGUCUCAGCCGGACUGGUGGGUGCCGAGCUGCAGGAGAAGCUUCUCUCCGCAGAGAGGGCCGUGACCGGGUACAAUGACCCCUACACAGGGAACCAAAUCUCCCUCUUCCAAGCCAUGAACAAAGGCCUCAUUGUCAAAGACCACGGCAUCCGCCUGCUGGAGGCCCAGAUUGCCACAGGAGGCAUCAUCGACCCCGUGCACAGUCACCGCCUUCCCGUGGAGGUUGCGUACAAGCGGGGCUACUUUGAUGAGGAAAUGAACCAGAUCCUCUCGGAUCCUACGGAUGACACCAAGGGCUUCUUCGAUCCCAACACUCAUGAAAACCUCACAUAUAUGCAACUUCUGCUCAGAUGUGUUCCUGAUCCGGAUACCGGCUUGUUGAUGCUUCCGUUGAUGGAAAAGGGAUCCUUAUUCUUCGCCCUCAGUGAGAACACACGGAAGUCUUUGCAGUCGGCCAAGACCACGGUUGACGUGGGGAUCUUCCAGGGCCAGGAGGUCUCCGUCUGGGACCUGCUCUUCUCCAGAUACAUCCCUCCGCACAAGAGACAGGAACUACUAAGGCAGUACAAAGCUGGCACAAUCACCCUGCAGGAGAUCACCAAAAUACUCAUCACCAUCGUCACCGAGAUCGAGGAAAGGAAUACCAGACACACCGAGUCUCCCCAACGAGCUCCCAGUCCACCCAAGCAGAAAUCUCUGAAGCAUGAUUCUAGCCAUCCACACCCGGAGGAAGCCUGGCAGAAGACCUUGAAGACCACCACCACCACUAUGCCUGUCGGAGAGCACCACGGUCAGCGAGUUUUUGUGUGGGAUCUGCUCUUCUCUGAUUACAUCUCUGAGGAAAAGAGGACAGAAUUGCUGGAGCUGUACAGGAGGGGGUUGCUACCGGUGGACAAGCUGAUAAAUGUCCUCACCACCCUCAUCACAAAAAAAGAAGCCACAAGUAGGAAACUUGACAUCAAAGUGAGAAGCCCAGACCAAGAGAUGGAAGCCCGUGAGGAAGCCCGUGGCAUUUCCCCCUCAGAACCAGAAACCUGGGAAACGUCCUUGCGGUCUCAUCACAUCCAAGUCUCCCCUGGCGGGUUGCAAGGCCAACAGCUAUCGCUGUGGGAUGCCCUCUUCUCCCAGUACGUCCCGGAGGGCCAAGGGGAAGAACUUCUGAGCAGCUUCCAAAACGGCACGCUGACCUUGGAGAAGCUCACAGAAGUCCUCACGUCCCUCUUCGCUGAGACCACGACCAGAGGGAGCGCACAUCCGAGGGCCCCAGAAACGCCUGCACGUUCCAUGGGAUCUUUGGAUGAGGACGAAGAACGGGAUGCUGACACAGCGGAAGGGGGAGAAAUGGAAAAGGCUUUGAAGGCCCGGAAGGUUGAAAUAACCGCUGGUGAAUUCCGUGGACGGAAGGUCUCCGUGUGGGAUCUGCUCCAUUCCAAGUACAUCCCCGCAGAGAAGAGGAAGGAGCUCCUGCACCUGUACAGGACUGGCAUUCUCACCAUCGACCAGAUGGAAACCGUGGUCACCGGCAUCAUAAACAGAAUAGAGGAGGAGAAAACGGAAGAAGCAGCCUCCCACUCACACUCUCCGUCGUCCUGGGAAGAAUCCCUACAGAAUCACACCGUGGAGCUGCAUGUCGGGGAAUUCCAAGGCCAGGAAGCCUCCCUGUGGGAUCUCCUCUUCUCUCAAUACAUUUCCGAGAGCCAAAGAGAGGAGCUCUUAACAAUGUACCAGUCAGGAAUCCUGAGCAUUCAAGAUAUGAUCGCCACAGUGGCCUCCACCCUCGCAGGGAGAAAGGGAAGCCAUGUUCACGACGCAACAAGCACUCUGUCCAGGGAGACGGCUCUGUCCCAGGCAGAUAGAAGUAUCCCAGCUCCACAGGAUGGAGAGCUGGAACAGGCCUUACGGAUGAUGACCGUCGACAUGCCUGUGGGUGAAUUCGGAGGCAGCAAGCGUUCCGUCUGGGAUCUUCUCUUCUCCAAAUAUGUGACCCUACAGAAACGGCAAGAGCUCCUGGAGAUGUAUCGAUCAGGGGCUGUGACCAGCGAGGAGCUUAUCCGAAUAAUCACCACACUGAUUGAAGAAACAGAAGAGAAGAGUAACACGCUGAAGUUUCUGGGACUCAGAAGGCAAGUGACUGCCUCGGAACUCUUCAGCUCUGAAAUCAUUGAUCAGGACACGUUGUCUGACCUCACACGGGGCACCAAGACUGUAGAGGAGAUCACAGAAAUGGAUUCGGUGAAGAGGUACUUGGAAGGCACCAGCUGCAUUGCCGGGGUGCUUGUGCCCCCCAAGUCAGACCCGUCCAAGACACACAAGAUGACCAUCUAUGAAGCCAUGUGGAAGGGCAUCCUGAGGCCAGGCACUGCCUUGGUGCUGCUGGAGGCACAGGCCGCCACCGGCUUCAUCAUUGACCCGCUGAAGAAUGAGAAACUCUCUGUGGAUGACGCCGUCACAGCCGGACUGGUGGGUGCCGAGCUGCAGGAGAAGCUUCUCUCCGCAGAGAGGGCCGUGACCGGGUACAAUGACCCCUACACAGGGAACCAAAUCUCCCUCUUCCAGGCCAUGAACAAAGGCCUCAUUGUCAAAGACCACGGCAUCCGCCUGCUGGAGGCCCAGAUUGCCACAGGAGGCAUCAUCGACCCCGUGCACAGUCACCGCCUCCCUGUGGAGGUUGCGUACAAGCGGGGCUACUUUGAUGAGGAAAUGAACCAGAUCCUCUCGGAUCCUACGGAUGACACCAAGGGCUUCUUCGAUCCCAACACUCAUGAAAACCUCACAUAUAUGCAACUUCUGCUCAGAUGUGUUCCUGAUCCGGAUACCGGCUUGUUGAUGCUUCCGUUGAUGGAAAAGGGCUCCUUAUUCUUCGCCCUCAGUGAGAACACACGGAAGUCUUUGCAGUCGGCCAAGACCACGGUUGACGUGGGGAUCUUCCAGGGCCAGGAGGUCUCCGUCUGGGACCUCCUCUUCUCCAGAUACAUCCCUCCGCACAAGAGACAGGAACUACUAAGGCAGUACAAAGCUGGCACAAUCACCCUGCAGGAGAUCACCAAAAUACUCAUCACCAUCGUCACCGAGAUCGAGGAAAGGAAUACCAGACACACCGAGUCUCCCCAACGAGCUCCCAGUCCACCCAAGCGGGAAUCUCUGAAGCAUGAUUCUAGCCAUCCACACCCAGAGGAAGCCUGGCAGAAGACCUUGAAGACCACCACCACCACUAUGCCUGCCGGAGAGCACCACGGUCAGCGAGUUUUUGUGUGGGAUCUGCUCUUCUCUGAUUACAUCUCUGAGGAAAAGAGGACAGAAUUGCUGGAGCUGUACAGGAGGGGGUUGCUACCGGUGGACAAGCUGAUAAGUGUCCUCACCACCCUCGUCACAAAAAAAGAAGCCACAAGUAGGAAACUUGACAUCAAAGUGAGAAGCCCAGACCAAGAGAUGGAAGCCCGUGAGGAAGCCCGUGGCAUUUCCCCCUCAGAACCAGAAACCUGGGAAAUGUCCUUGCGGUCUCAUCACAUCCAAGUCUCCCCUGGCGGGUUGCAAGGCCAACAACUAUCGCUGUGGGAUGCCCUCUUCUCCCAGUACGUCCCAGAGGGCCAAGGGGAAGAACUUCUGAGCAGCUUCCAAAAUGGCACGCUGACCUUGGAGAAGCUCACAGAAGUCCUCACGUCCCUCUUCGCUGAGACCACGACCAGAGAGAGCACACAUCCCAGGGCCCCAGAAACGCCUGCACGUUCCAUGGGAUCUUUGGAGGAGGAGGAAGAACGGGAUGCUGACACAGCGGAAGGGGGAGAAAUGGAAAAGGCUUUGAAGGCCCGGAAGGUUGAAAUAACCGCUGGUGAAUUCCGUGGACGGAAGGUCUCCGUGUGGGAUCUGCUCCAUUCCGAGUACAUCCCCGCAGAGAAGAGGAAGGAGCUCCUGCACCUGUACAGGACUGGCAUUCUCACCAUCGACCAGAUGGAAACCGUGGUCACCGGCAUCAUAAACAGAACAGAGGAGGAGAAAACGGAAGAAGCAGCCUCCCACUCACACUCUCCGUCGUCCUGGGAAGAAUCCCUACGGAAUCACACCGUGGAGCUGCAUGUCGGGGAAUUCCAAGGCCAGGAAGCCUCCCUGUGGGAUCUCCUCUUCUCUCAAUACAUUUCCGAGAGCCAAAGAGAGGAGCUCUUAACAAUGUACCAGUCAGGAAUCCUGAGCAUUCAAGAUAUGAUCGCCACAGUGGCCUCCACCCUCGCAGGGAGAAAGGGAAGCCAUGUUCACGACGCAACAAGCACUCUGUCCAGGGAGACGGCUCUGUCCCAGGCAGAUAGAAGUAUCCCAGCUCCACAGGAUGGAGAGCUGGAACAGGCCUUACGGAUGAUGACCAUCGACGUGCCCGUGGGUGAAUUCGGAGGCAGCAAGCGUUCCGUCUGGGAGCUUCUCUUCUCCAAAUAUGUGACCCUACAGAAACGGCAAGAGCUCCUGGAGAUGUAUCGAUCAGGGGCUGUGACCAGCGAGGAGCUUAUCCGAAUAAUCACCACACUGAUUGAAGAAACAGAAGAGAAGAGCAACACGCUGAAGUUUCCGGGACUCAGAAGGCAAGUGACUGCCUCGGAACUCUUCAGCUCUGAAAUCAUUGAUCAGGACACGUUGUCUGACCUCACACGGGGCACCAAGACUGUAGAGGAGAUCACAGAAAUGGAUUCGGUGAAGAGGUACUUGGAAGGCACCAGCUGCAUUGCCGGGGUGCUUGUGCCCCCCAAGUCAGACCCGUCCAAGACACACAAGAUGACCAUCUAUGAAGCCAUGUGGAAGGGCAUCCUGAGGCCAGGCACUGCCUUGGUGCUGUUGGAGGCACAGGCCGCCACCGGCUUCAUCAUUGACCCGCUGAAGAAUGAGAAACUCUCUGUGGAUGACGCCGUCACAGCCGGACUGGUGGGUGCCGAGCUGCAGGAGAAGCUUCUCUCCGCAGAGAGGGCCGUGACCGGGUACAAUGACCCCUACACAGGGAACCAAAUCUCCCUCUUCCAGGCCAUGAACAAAGGCCUCAUUGUCAAAGACCACGGCAUCCGCCUGCUGGAGGCCCAGAUUGCCACAGGAGGCAUCAUCGACCCCGUGCACAGUCACCGCCUCCCUGUGGAGGUUGCGUACAAGCGGGGCUACUUUGAUGAGGAAAUGAACCAGAUCCUCUCGGAUCCUACGGAUGACACCAAGGGCUUCUUCGAUCCCAACACUCAUGAAAACCUCACAUAUAUGCAACUUCUGCUCAGAUGUGUUCCUGAUCCGGAUACCGGCUUGUUGAUGCUUCCGUUGAUGGAAAAGGGCUCCUUAUUCUUCGCCCUCAGUGAGAACACACGGAAGUCUUUGCAGUCGGCCAAGACCACGGUUGACGUGGGGAUCUUCCAGGGCCAGGAGGUCUCUGUCUGGGACCUCCUCUUCUCCAGAUACAUCCCUCCGCACAAGAGACAGGAACUACUAAGGCAGUACAAAGCUGGCACAAUCACCCUGCAGGAAAUCACCAAAAUACUCAUCACCAUCGUCACCGAGAUCGAGGAAAGGAAUACCAGACACACCGAGUCUCCCCAACGAGCUCCCAGUCCACCCAAGCGGGAAUCUCUGAAGCAUGAUUCUAGCCAUCCACACCCGGAGGAAGCCUGGCAGAAGACCUUGAAGACCACCACCACCACUAUGCCUGCCGGAGAGCACCACGGUCAGCGAGUUUUUGUGUGGGAUCUGCUCUUCUCUGAUUACAUCUCUGAGGAAAAGAGGACAGAAUUGCUGGAGCUGUACAGGAGGGGGUUGCUACCGGUGGACAAGCUGAUAAGUGUCCUCACCACCCUCGUCACAAAAAAAGAAGCCACAAGUAGGAAACUUGACAUCAAAGUGAGAAGCCCAGACCAAGAGAUGGAAGCCCUUGAGGAAGCCCGUGGCAUUUCCCCCUCAGAACCAGAAACCUGGGAAACGUCCUUGCGGUCUCAUCACAUCCAAGUCUCCCCUGGCGGGUUGCAAGGCCAACAACUAUCGCUGUGGGAUGCCCUCUUCUCCCAGUACGUCCCAGAGGGCCAAGGGGAAGAACUUCUGAGCAGCUUCCAAAACGGCACGCUGACCUUGGAGAAGCUCACAGAAAUCCUCACGUCCCUCUUCGCUGAGACCACGACCAGAGAGAGCACACAUCCCAGGGCCCCAGAAACGCCUGCACGUUCCAUGGGAUCUUUGGAGGAGGAGGAAGAACGGGAUGCUGACACAGCGGAAGGGGGAGAAAUGGAAAAGGCUUUGAAGGCCCGGAAGGUUGAAAUAACCGCUGGUGAAUUCCGUGGACGGAAGGUCUCCGUGUGGGAUCUGCUCCAUUCCGAGUACAUCCCCGCAGAGAAGAGGAAGGAGCUCCUGCACCUGUACAGGACUGGCAUUCUCACCAUCGACCAGAUGGAAACCGUGGUCACCGGCAUCAUAAACAGAACAGAGGAGGAGAAAACGGAAGAAGCAGCCUCCCACUCACACUCUCCGUCGUCCUGGGAAGAAUCCCUACGGAAUCACACCGUGGAGCUGCAUGUCGGGGAAUUCCAAGGCCAGGAAGCCUCCCUGUGGGAUCUCCUGUUCUCUCAAUACAUUUCCGAGAGCCAAAGAGAGGAGCUCUUAACAAUGUACCAGUCAGGAAUCCUGAGCAUUCAAGAUAUGAUCGCCACAGUGGCCUCCACCCUCGCAGGGAGAAAGGGAAGCCAUGUUCACGAUGCAACAAGCACUCUGUCCAGGGAGACGGCUCUGUCCCAGGCAGAUAGAAGUAUCCCAGCUCCACAGGAUGGAGAGCUGGAACAGGCCUUACGGAUGAUGACCGUCGACAUGCCUGUGGGUGAAUUCGGAGGCAGCAAGCGUUCCGUCUGGGAUCUUCUCUUCUCCAAAUAUGUGACCCUACAGAAACGGCAAGAGCUCCUGGAGAUGUAUCGAUCAGGGGCUGUGACCAGCGAGGAGCUUAUCCGAAUAAUCACCACACUGAUUGAAGAAACAGAAGAGAAGAGCAACACGCUGAAGUUUCUGGGACUCAGAAGGCAAGUGACUGCCUCGGAACUCUUCAGCUCUGAAAUCAUUGAUCAGGACACGUUGUCUGACCUCACACGGGGCACCAAGACUGUAGAGGAGAUCACAGAAAUGGAUUCGGUGAAGAGGUACUUGGAAGGCACCAGCUGCAUUGCCGGGGUGCUUGUGCCCCCCAAGUCAGACCCGUCCAAGACACACAAGAUGACCAUCUACGAAGCCAUGUGGAAGGGCAUCCUGAGGCCAGGCACUGCCUUGGUGCUGCUGGAGGCACAGGCCGCCACCGGCUUCAUCAUUGACCCGCUGAAGAACGAGAAACUCUCUGUGGAUGACGCCGUCUCAGCCGGACUGGUGGGUGCCGAGCUGCAGGAGAAGCUUCUCUCCGCAGAGAGGGCCGUGACCGGGUACAAUGACCCCUACACAGGGAACAAAAUCUCCCUCUUCCAGGCCAUGAACAAAGGCCUCAUUGUCAAAGACCACGGCAUCCGCCUGCUGGAGGCCCAGAUUGCCACAGGAGGCAUCAUCGACCCCGUGCACAGUCACCGCCUCCCUGUGGAGGUUGCGUACAAGCGGGGCUACUUUGAUGAGGAAAUGAACCAGAUCCUCUCGGAUCCUACGGAUGACACCAAGGGCUUCUUCGAUCCCAACACUCAUGAAAACCUCACAUAUAUGCAACUUCUGCUCAGAUGUGUUCCUGAUCCGGAUACCGGCUUGUUGAUGCUUCCGUUGAUGGAAAAGGGCUCCUUAUUCUUCGCCCUCAGUGAGAACACACGGAAGUCUUUGCAGUCGGCCAAGACCACGGUUGACGUGGGGAUCUUCCAGGGCCAGGAGGUCUCCGUCUGGGACCUGCUCUUCUCCAGAUACAUCCCUCCGCACAAGAGACAGGAACUACUAAGGCAGUACAAAGCUGGCACAAUCACCCUGCAGGAGAUCACCAAAAUACUCAUCACCAUCGUCACCGAGAUCGAGGAAAGGAAUACCAGACACACCGAGUCUCCCCAACGAGCUCCCAGUCCACCCAAGCGGGAAUCUCUGAAGCAUGAUUCUAGCCAUCCACACCCGGAGGAAGCCUGGCAGAAGACCUUGAAGACCACCACCACCACUAUGCCUGCCGGAGAGCACCACGGUCAGCGAGUUUUUGUGUGGGAUCUGCUCUUCUCUGAUUACAUCUCUGAGGAAAAGAGGACAGAAUUGCUGGAGCUGUACAGGAGGGGGUUGCUACCGGUGGACAAGCUGAUAAGUGUCCUCACCACCCUCGUCACAAAAAAAGAAGCCACAAGUAGGAAACUUGACAUCAAAGUGAGAAGCCCAGACCAAGAGAUGGAAGCACGUGAGGAAGCCCGCGGCGUUUCCCCCUCAGAACCAGAAACCUGGGAAACGUCCUUGCGGUCUCAUCACAUCCAAGUCUCCCCUGGCGGGUUGCAAGGCCAACAGCUAUCGCUGUGGGAUGCCCUCUUCUCCCAGUACGUCCCGGAGGGCCAAGGGGAAGAACUUCUGAGCAGCUUCCAAAACGGCAUGCUGACCUUGGAGAAGCUCACAGAAAUCCUCACGUCCCUCUUCGCUGAGACCACGACCAGAGGGAGCGCACAUCCCAGGGCCCCAGAAACGCAUGCACGCUCCAUGGGAUCUUUGGAGGAGGAGGAAGAACGGGAUGCUGACACAGCGGAAGGGGGAGAAAUGGAAAAGGCUUUGAAGGCCCGGAAGGUUGAAAUAACCACUGGUGAAUUCCGUGGACGGAAGGUCUCCGUGUGGGAUCUGCUCCAUUCCAAGUACAUCCCCGCAGAGAAGAGGAAGGAGCUCCUGCACCUGUACAGGACUGGCAUUCUCACCAUCGACCAGAUGGAAACCGUGGUCACCGGCAUCAUAAACAGAACAGAGGAGGAGAAAACGGAAGAAGCUUUCUCCAGGGCCCAAUAUGAUUCAGUUUCAUCAGAGGGGGACAGUAUACAGUCAUCAUACUAUGACCUUCUGCAACAUACUUCACGCCUGGAGAAUAUUGAUGUAACUAUCCGUGAGAUCCAAGACCAGAAGUCUUCCGUGUGGGAUCCUUUCUUUUCUAAGUUUGUCUCCAAUAUCAGGACAGAAGAGGUAGUACACAGACAUGGUGCACCAGCAGUAAGCAUUAAAGAAAGCAUUAGAAGCAGCAUCACCACUGUUAUUACACAAACUGAAAACUCACCAGUGGGGGAGAGUCUAAGGGGAGAUGCUCCGUCCUUGGAUACAUUAAUGGCUUCUCCAUCAGAGGGCCAAGUUGACAUCGAGAAUGCCUUAAAAUCCCGGAUGAUAAAGGGAUGUUUUGAUGAGUUACCUGAUGCACAGGUUUCCCUUUGGGAUGUGUGCCAUUGUGAAUCCAUCCCUGAAGAGACAAGGAAGGAUCUCUUGGAACUCUUCAAGUCUGGCACACUCACAAUUGAUCAGUUGGAAGCCAUUGUCACCACCAUCCUCAGCAAAAGAACAGGAGAGGAAAGGAAGACUGGAUCGCCGCCUGUCUUGCACUCAGAUGUCUGGGAAGGCCCACUGAGGAAUCACAAGGUGCUGCGACAUGUAGGUGUGUUUCAAGGCCAGGAAGCUUCCGCGUGGGAUCUACUUUUCUCUCAGCAUAUACCGGAAUAUAAAAGGGAAGAGCUUCUGAGAAAAUACCGAAAUGGCGGGCUAUGUCUUGAGGAGCUCACAGAAAUCCUCGCGUCCCUCUUCGCUGAAACUAUGACCAGUGGGAGCGCACAUCCCAGGACUCCAGAAACACAUGCCAUGGCAUCUCUGGAGGGGGAGGAAGAAAAGGAUGCUGACAAACCAGAAGGGGGAGAAACAGAAGAGGCCUUGAAAGCCCGGAAGGUUGAAAUAACCACUGGUGAAUUCCGUGGGCGGAAGGUCUCCGUGUGGGAUCUGCUCCAUUCCAAGUACGUCCCUUCAGAGAAGAGGAAGGAGCUCCUGCACCUGUACAGGACUGGCAUUCUCACCAUCGACCAGAUGGGAACCGUGGUCACCGGCAUCGUAAACAGAACAGAGGAGGAGAAUACAAAAAAAGUUGAGUGGAUAUCAAAUCAAAAUCAAGAGACAAGAUCAUUAACCAAAAGUCCAAAUGUUUGUUUCGGUCUCUCUGUCUCUAUGGAAAACAUUUUACGGUCUGAGAGUGUUGUGGUGCCAGUUGGUGAUUUCCAAGGGCAGAUGGUAUCUUGCUGGGAUCUUCUAUUCUCCCGAUACAUCUUAGAAGACAAGAGACAGGAGCUUCUAACCAAAUUCAAGGAGAAGAUCCUCUCUCUUGAGGAACUGAUCAGCACACUCACCAAUAUCAUCACAGAAGCUGAAAGACAUAACUGGGAUCAGUCCUCACGGCCCGGCAGAGACGCUUUGGGUGUCUCAGAGAAAAGAGAUGAUUCCCACGCAGAGCAGCAGCAGUUGAAAAAAUCUUUGAGGACUACAAUGGUCCAUGUGACUAGUGGAGAAUUUAAGGGGCAAAAGGUGUGUGUCCUGGAUCUCCUCUUCUCCAAAUACGUCCCUCAGGACCAAAGGCAAGAACUUCUCGAGCUGUACAGAGGAGGGGCAUUACCCAUCCAAGAUAUGGUAAGCGUGAUCAGCACCAUGAUUGAAGACGCUGAAUGCAAGAAGGCAGGUGUAAAGAGGAGAAUCCCCAGCAAAGGGGGGGCAUUAUCUUGGACAGAUAAAGGGGCUCACCCCUAAGGAUGGAACUUUGGCACCUGGGGGCUCACUCCGUCUUCACAGACCCGGUCACCAGCAGCUUCUUCCCCUGCGUCCAUUAAAGCCCAGAAUAACUCGGUCCUAAUCCUGAAGUGGCUUCUCUUACAUUCGGGAAGCAGUUUCCUGGUCGUCUCUUCUGAGAGCGUCUGUAUUACAAUUGGUCUGUAGCCCUCUUGUUUUCUCUCCAUUCUCCGACUGGACUCUGUCUUCUUUCAAAGAUUUAGCCUCUAUGCCGCAUUAUCCGUCUGUGACAAAGUUUGCUCAGCCAUUGCUCCCUUGCUUGGCAGGCCUUCCUGCCUUCAGUUCCAACUCGAGGGUGUGAUGGAGCCCAAGGCUAGUAAAAGUGACACCGCACGUCUCAGCAGGGCAAUGGCGACUUGCACUGAAAGCAACCCAGAGAAAGCAGCCCCUUUCGGUGACCUCCGCCCGCCCCACCCCCUGAUCAUCUGGAGGCACUUCCCCCCUUCUAGUGGAAGAACUGGCCGCUGUACCACACACAUGACCGUGCUUCUGGAGUGAACACUUGAUUUCCACGCCCAUCUAUUUAUUGGCACUACUUCCUCUUGCCGAGCAGAUGCCCUUGAACUGUAGCUUGUGGGGUCUUGCCAGGAGCAAAAUCAAGGGAAACCAUGGCCUCUUUUUCUGUUGCACUUUCUUUCUUCAGCCUGCACAGUGAAUGAAUAAGCCAGCACAGUGAAGGAACUGAUGCUCAACUGUUUCUCCUUCCAUUCUGUUCUGAGGGCGUUUUGGGUUACGUGGCUGGUAAAAGCGCCAGCCUUGCCCACAUCCCCUUGGCAGAGACUCUUUGGUAAACUCAGCAACAACAAUAAAAAACCCUUUAAACGUUUACAGAAUUCUCCCAUUGCACUGCAGUUGGGUUUGCUGUCUGACAGAUCUGUUUGCCUCUAUAUUUUUUAAAGAUGGACACAAAUAAACCAGUGGUUCCA
This is a messenger RNA of Eublepharis macularius, 21040 nucleotides long. It is a transcript of the gene EPPK1, whose product is annotated as epiplakin 1. The record is from RefSeq and is a predicted model, not a curated record. The transcript is spliced from 2 exons. Gene Ontology annotation, molecular function: structural molecule activity; keratin filament binding. NCBI's taxonomy places the organism in Eukaryota, Metazoa, Chordata, Lepidosauria, Squamata, Eublepharidae. Bases 114 to 20075 code for a protein of 6653 amino acids. Gene Ontology annotation, cellular component: membrane; cytoplasm; keratin filament. Gene Ontology annotation, biological process: intermediate filament bundle assembly; wound healing.